CGUAUUCUAGUUGACUACGUGGCGCCGACGUUCCUUUUCAACCGACCGGGGUGAUUUAAACUUAGAAUGAGUAAGAAGAGGGGCAUUUUAGAUCAAUCUGAAAUUGAAUGAGUAGCUAGUUAAUACUUUUAUAGUUUAAAGCAACGUUUGUUAUUUUCAUCGAUACGUUUAGAUUAACGUUUUGCAAUGUCUGGGAAAAUCAAGAGCCGAGUCGCGGCAAAUGCCGACUCGUCUGGAAGUGUGUCUUGCGAUGAGCGCAUUUUACGAGACUGUCAUCAAUUGUACAUCGAUGCCGACAGUGGGCUGGUAGCAGUGGCCCAGUCCGUUGGCGUGACUCUGCUGGCGCCCAGGAAAAAGAUCACGGUCAUGUUGAUGGGCAACCACUCUGCCGGCAAGAGCUCCUUCAUCAACUGGUAUGUGGAGGAACACAUCCAGCGUACAGGAGUGGCCAUUGAGACGCAAGGCUUCAGCUUUGUCACAAGUGGGCGCAAGAGAGAGUCUCUCACAGGAAAUGCCACGCUGCACCUUUACCCACACUUCAAACCUCUACACGAGCUCAAAGGUGUGUCUGAGUAUCUGGGUACUGAGAUCUGCACGUCCAGGCAAAAGCGUUUCAGCCUGGUGACGUUUGUGGACUCUCCUGGCCUGGUGGACGGGGACAUGAAGUACCCCUUCGAUGUGGACCAGGCCAUCAUGUGGCUGGGCGAGCUGUGUGACCUCAUCCUGGUGUUCUUUGACCCCAUGGGCCAGGCGCUGUGCAAACGCACCCUCAACAUCGUGGAGAAGCUCAACGAGAAGCACGGUGACCGUCUGCGCUUCUACCUCAGCAAGGCCGACGAGGCCGGGGGAGAGUCGGACAGACAGAGGGUGAUGAUGCAGAUAGUCCAGGAGCUGUGCAAGCGGCCGGGACUCAACAAGUGUGGCUUUGACAUGCCUACCAUCUAUGUCCCCAACCCCAACAAGCCCAGUCGCUGUGUGAACCAGAUUGAGGAAGCGUGUCGCACCAUCGAGAAGACCAUCAACCAGACGGUCCAGAACACACUCAACUCCCUAGAGAAGGACUGUGAGCUCAUCACUAAGGCCAUUGCAGAUACACUCAGCCACGACAGGCAGACCAGUGUAGAUAACCGGCGGGCGCGCUGUAAGGGCUGUGUGUUGGCUCUACUGGGCUUCAGUGUGCCCUUCAUGCUGAUGGCAGCCCUGGUGCUGGGCAGCCUCUCCAAAGAGCUGCUAGAGAUGUCCCUGGGGCAUGACGGCAUCGAGGCCCUCUCUCUAUACCUGGCUCCUGUAGUGAGAGCGUUUGACUCCAUGUCUGUGGAGUACCAGCUGUACAGUUGUGGCGGACUCAUCUUCCUCGCCUUCAUACUCCUCAUUCUUGCUCGCUUCUCCUUCAGAACUCGGCCCACUCUCUCUGGCCGACAGAAGAGGCAGCUACAGGAAAAGCUGGAUUAUGUGCAAGAGGUGGUGAAGACCAAGAAGAAGAAGCUCUAUGAGGAAUACCUUCGCCAGAGUGUGGGUGAUCAAGAUAUGGACUGAUAGAAAAAGCAAGGUAUGGAUCGAUGGAAGGAAAGAAUGGAGGAAACCACUGAAGUACCACUUAACAUCUCCACUGUAGAGGACCAAAUGUAAUGUAGUGUUUAAACUGUUCAUGCUUUACCUUCCUGGCCAUGCCUUUAUGGUGCACUUAUGACAAGUCGGAAACUCAGAUUUUAAAAUGAACAUACAUUAUUUGCGUAGAGCAGGGCUGUUCAAUGUUAGCCAUCGAAGGCCAAAACACUUCUGGUGUUAAUCCUGUCCUUCUAAUCAGGGACUGAUUCAGACCUGGGACAUCAGGUGAGUGAAAUUAACUACCAGGUCGAAAACUGGAGAACUUGGGCCUCCUCUUUCUACGACGAAUUUCCAAGUCGAAAAUGUCGGAGUUUCCGAGUUGUCUUGAGCGCAUCAUUUACGUGUCACUCGGGCGCACGCAGGGUGACAUGGGAAAUGUAUCCUUGUCCAAGUGUUGUCAGUCUAAUGUCUGUUCAUUCAUGUUAUUGUAAACCAUAGAUCACCUUUAAUGUCUGAUACAGUAAGCUCUUAGAAACCAACUCCUAACUCUGGUACUCAUUAAUUUACCGGUGUUUCACUGCCAUGUUACCUGAUUGUUGUUUUUCCAAUCCUCAUGCAAACUGGCAUCAUGGGACCUGUAUUUUUGUAUGAGAGAAUUCUGUGCACUAACUACAUAAUGAAUUGAACAAAGCAUUUAUAUAUAUUUGUUUCAGUGUUUUUGGUAGCCACAGCUGUGCCUGUUUGCUCAGACAAACACCUAUGAUGCAAUAUAAACCAAUAACAUUACAUGGGACCUGUAGUUUUGUACGAGGUGAACUCCGCAAUCAAUGUCUCUGUAAGCAAAUCGGCAUCAAAUGACUUUUGCACCACUGUUUACUUGCUGUUCCUUUUGUUCACAUGCAACUGUUCAAAGCUGCAAUUGUGCACUUCCACACAUUUUCUGACCUUGAUUAUGUCAAUUGUUACUAACUGUGAGACUAUGUAAUGGGAGACUCAUGAAUAAGCAGUGUGUGACCAAGCAGUUAACAACCAUGAUGUGACACCGAGAGCCUUUUUUUAUUUUAUAUAUAAUUUCUUUUCCUACACUGUUACUGUUUCAUUCAAAAUUAUAUAAUUAAAACGCACAGUUUGUACACUGUUUUCUGUUCA
Salvelinus fontinalis (brook trout) is the source of this 2697-nucleotide messenger RNA. RefSeq names its product sarcalumenin. The coding region runs from base 187 to 1536 and encodes 449 amino acids. The transcript has 12 exons. The record is from RefSeq and is a predicted model, not a curated record. Gene Ontology annotation, molecular function: GTPase activity; GTP binding. Lineage: Eukaryota; Metazoa; Chordata; Actinopteri; Salmoniformes; Salmonidae.